CUUACCCUACCAUCAUUUUUUAGCAUUUGAAAGCUAGACCACAGUCAUUUCAUUAUAAUUUCCUUCUAUUCUAUAUCAUAAUUUGCAAUCAGCAUCAGCGUCCAUCAGCUCAAACACCAUCAUUUCAACCGAGCUUUUUCAGGAAUCAACAAGUCAAGAUGUGUUCUUCCCUUCCCAUUAUCCUAUCAAUGCUCCUCAUAGGUGCCAUCAACCCCACAACGGCAGAUGUUUCCAAUCAGCCCAAUCCUCAAACUUUACAAGGUCCGCCUGGCACGAAGCUCGUACAAACAUUUGUGAUGAAGGGAGCCACCGUCUCGUUUUACCAAAAGACAACUGUGGUUACCACCCAAUCAACUACCACACGCGCACGAGAACGGCGACAGGUUUCAAAUGAUCAAGACCCUUCUCUUGUUGACAAUAUUCCCAGCCUCAAUAAUGCCUCGAGUAUGAACAAUAAUGCCUCUACGUGUGCGAAUAGCACUGGCAUUAAUAAUGCAACCAGCUUUGAUAAUAGCACAUCAUCUGGAAACACUACUAGCUUUGACAACACAACCAUCUCUGACAAUGCAACCAUCUCUGACAAUGCAACCAUCUCUGACAAUGCAACUAUCUCUGACAACACUACCAGCUUUGACAACACUACCAGCUUUGACAACACUACUAGCUUUGACAACACUACUAGCUUUGACAACAAUACCAGUUUUGACAACCCAACCAGUUUUGACAACCCAACAAUCUCUGACAAUGCAACCAUCUCUGACAACACUACCAGCUUUGACAACACUACUAGCUUUGACAACACUACUAGCUUUGACAACACUACUAGCUUUGACAACACUACUAGCUUUGACAACACUACUAGCUUUGACAACACUACUAGCUUUAACAACACCACUAGCUUUGACAAUAGCACAGGCUCGAAUGGCACCAACCUUUCCCAGCCAACAUCCAAUCUCACCACCGUUGAUCUAACACCUGCGGAGCCUACCUCAUGGGACUGCUACGCUGGGAGCUUUCAACAGCCUUUGUCUGCCGAUUGUGAUGUAGUAAUCGCUGCUCAGCUGUACAAUUCUACUGGAAGCUUGACUGCCGCUCCCGGUACCUACGUUUAUGUCACUUACGGGACCUGUGUGACCGUAUUUCAAAACCCCGAGCUCUCCGAGUAUAGCCUUCAAUACAACUGGGCUGAACUCGGAAGCAUGGCUCAAAAGAUCAAGACGAGCUGUUUGGCUCCCGAGAUGAACAACAUUGGUGGCGCGGCCAUUUUUGACUCCUACUUGGACUUUUCCUUCAACGAUGUGAUGGUAUCGCUUCAAAGAUACGCCGACCCUUCGACAGCCACACCACCUUCAAACAUGACUAACAAUCAAAUUUGA
This is a messenger RNA of Melampsora larici-populina 98AG31, 1376 nucleotides long. RefSeq lists its product as uncharacterized. NCBI's taxonomy places the organism in Eukaryota, Fungi, Basidiomycota, Pucciniomycetes, Pucciniales, Melampsoraceae. The transcript has 8 exons. The record is from RefSeq and is a predicted model, not a curated record. The coding region runs from base 159 to 1376 and encodes 405 amino acids.